AUGGACCAACCGUUAUCACGCCUUACAGUACUGAAGGUCGUAGAGUGGGGUGCCCUUACGAAGCAAAGAUGUGCAUUUUCUUCAACAAUAAGACUUUUUUCCUUGACAUCAUGGACUCGUUCAGAUUUUGCAGAUCUGAGAACUCUGUCCCCUGCAGAAGGACUGCCAUCAAGUGUGGAUGUUGUGAUUUGUGGGGGAGGAGUUGUAGGUGCAUCAGUGGCCUACCAUUUAGCUCAAAUGGGUUGGGGGCCAAGGACAAUACUCUUAGAACAGGCAAGUCUUGGCGGUGCCCCGACAUGGAACACCAUAGGUCUUGUCGGUGUCUUCAAACCAACCUUAGCUCAAGUAAGACUUUGUCAGACAUCAAUGGACAUGUUUCGUGAUCUUAAAGAGCUAGGCCUUCCAACUGGCUGGAAACAAUGUGGAAGCUUAUGCUUAGCAAGAACUAAUGAUAGAAUGACAGUUUUCAGAAGAAUGAAAUCUCUCUCUGUAUCUUGGAAUAUUGAUUGCGAACUAGUCACUCCGAUCGAAGCUCAAAGGAAAUGCCCCUUAAUUGCCAUUGAUGACCUAAAAGGUGGCUUGUGGAUUCCUGGUGAUGGUGUUGGUGACCCAUAUACUCUUUUAAACUCAUUACUGAAAGUAGCUGUAAGCAAAGGACUUCGAGUAUAUGAAAACUGUUCUGUAUCAACUGUGCAAGCAAAAAAUGGUCGUGUGGACAAAGUGGUUACUCCUUAUGGGGAAAUAAACUGCUCAGCAUUUGUGAAUACUGCAGGUUUCUGGGCAAGAGAGCUAGGAGCGAGAUCUCGGCCUCCUGUCAAAAUUCCUAUCCACCCAGUGGAGCACUACCAUCUUCUUACUGUUCCUAUGAACAUAGAUCCAAUGAUGCCUGUUGUCCGUGAUCUGGAUGGAUACAUAUAUUUUAGAGAAUAUGAAGGGUGCAUUGUAGCAGGAGGUUUUGAGCCAGUUGCAAAGCCUGCUUAUGAAAAUGGAAAAAUACCCAAUACUCAGGCUGAUCGUAGUCUUCCUGAAGACUGGGAUCACUUUAGCGUGCUUUUAGAGCAGCUAUUAAUUCGAAUUCCUUCUGUGGGUGAUAUUCGGCCUCAAAAACUGAGUAACCUACCUGAAGCAUUUUCACCUGAUUGUAAGUGGGUGGUUGGUGAAGCUCCAGAGGUAGAAAGGUACUACAUUGCUUCUGGAAUGAAAACAGUUGGUAUUUCAGCCGCUGGUGGAGUCGGAAAAGCUAUUGCAGAACUUAUAACCAAUAAUAAAACUUCUUAUGAUAUGUACGAAAUAGACAUCAGUAGAUUUCUAGGACUACAUAAUAACACAAAAUUUCUAAGGGAAAGAGUCAGUGAAGUGCCAGAUAUCUAUGAUGGUGGAACUCCUUACAGAGUUGCUUCUACUAAUACUUUCUCAAAACCUCCAUGGUUCAAUUAUGUAGCUGCUGAAUAUGCGGCAUGUAGAGAAACGAUUGGAUUGAGUGACUAUUCUUCUUUCACUAAAUUGGAACUUUGGUCAAAAGGCGAUGAAGUUGUGAAAACACUGCAGUACCUUUGUAGUAACGAUGUUGAUGUUGUUGAUGGUAGUAUUAUUCAUACUGGUAUGCAGAAUGAAUGUGGUGGUUAUGAAAAUGAUUGCAGUUUAAUAAGACUUGCCCAUAAUCAGUAA
Messenger RNA from Nezara viridula (southern green stink bug), 1668 nucleotides. The record is from the annotation of a GenBank genome assembly. NCBI's taxonomy places the organism in Eukaryota, Metazoa, Arthropoda, Insecta, Hemiptera, Pentatomidae.